This is a messenger RNA of Balaenoptera musculus (blue whale), 2631 nucleotides long. It is a transcript of the gene FBXL6, whose product is annotated as F-box and leucine rich repeat protein 6. Lineage: Eukaryota; Metazoa; Chordata; Mammalia; Artiodactyla; Balaenopteridae. Gene Ontology annotation, cellular component: SCF ubiquitin ligase complex. Gene Ontology annotation, molecular function: protein binding. Gene Ontology annotation, biological process: SCF-dependent proteasomal ubiquitin-dependent protein catabolic process. The transcript has 7 exons. The coding region runs from base 32 to 1927 and encodes 631 amino acids. The record is from RefSeq and is a predicted model, not a curated record.
CUGGGCGGAACUCGGAACGCAGCGAGUGGCUAUGGCGCCGGUUGUGGCCCGCAGGCGGGCGCGGCAAAGGGUCCGGAUCUUGCCGCUGGCCGGGGCGCGGAGCCGCUCGGCGGAGGACUGGUGGUGGGAUCGGCUGGCGCCGAGCGGCUCCGGUUACCACCUGCUGCAGUCGGACAGCAUGCUGCUGGUGUUGCCAGGCCCGGGGCCCGCCCGCCCCCGCGCGCAGAGGCGCGCCGCCCGCCGUGCUCAGCUGCUGCGGCUCCGCGGGGCCCGCGCCGCUGAGGCCAAGGCCAAGCCCAGGACCGCACCCGCACCCGCACCCGCGCCCGCGCCCGCGCCCGCACCGCAGAAGGAGCCCGACCCGGGCUGGGGCGACCGCAUUCCCUUGGAAAUCCUGCUGCAGAUUUUCGGGCUGCUGGUGGCGGCGGAUGGGCCUAUACCCUUCCUUGGCAGGGCUGCACGCGUGUGCCGCCGCUGGCACGAGGCCGCCUCCCAGCCCGCCCUCUGGCACACUCUCACCCUGUCACCCCCGCUGGCUGGCCGCCCCGCCAAGAGUGGGACCAAGACUGAGAAGAAGCUCCUUGCUUCCCUGGAGUGGCUUAUGCCCAGUCGGUUCUCACAGCUCCAGAGGCUGACUCUCAUCCACUGGAAGUCCCAGGUACACCCUGUGUUGAAGCUGGUUAGCGAGUCCUGUCCCCGGCUCACCUUCCUCAAGCUUUCCGAUUGCCACGGUGUGACCCCUGACACUCUGAUCAUGCUAGCCAAAGCCUGCCCCCAGCUCCACAGCCUGGACAUACAGCACUCCAUGGUGAGCCCCGGAGUCCCCAGGGGCCCCAAGGAAGCCUGGGCUGAGUUGACCGGUGCCUCUGUGCUGGGUCUCCAGGUGGAGUCCACGGCUGUGGUAAGCUUCUUGGAGGAGGCGGGGCCCCGAAUGCGGAAGCUGUGGCUGACCUACAGCUCCCAGACGACAGCCGUCUUGGGUGCACUGCUGGUAGGUUGGUCAUGGAUGGGCAGGAGCAGAGCUGGGUGCCAAGCCAGGGACUGCCAGGCCUCCGACCCUGUGUUCUCCGCCACCUCUCCAGGGCAGCUGCUGCCCACAGCUCCAGCUCCUGGAGGUGAGCACUGGCCUCAACCACAACAGCACUCCCCUCCAGCUGCCCGUCGAGGCCCUGCAGAAAGGCUGCCCCCAGCUGCAGGUACCUGCCGCCCCACCUCUUCCACCUGUCACCCCCCUCCCCACCUGCAGCCUGGGCCUCGCUCCCAGGUGCUGCGGCUGCUGAACCUGAUGUGGCUGCCCAAGCCUUCCGGGCGAGCGAUGACUCCCGGCCCAGGCUUCCCCCGCCUUGAGGAGCUCUGCCUCGCCAGCUCCACUUGCAACUUUGUGAGCAACGAGGUCCUGGACCGCCUGCUCCACGGCUCCCCUCACCUGCGCUUGCUGGAUCUCCGUGGCUGUGCUCGAAUCACACCUGCUGGCCUGCAUGAUCUGCCAUGUCAGGAGCUGGAGCAGCUUCACCUGGGCCUGUAUGGCAUGUCGGACCGGCUGACUCUAGCCAAGGAGGGCAGCCUUCUGUUAACGCAGAAGUGGUGCCACACUCUGCAGGAGCUGGACUUGAGUGGCCAGGGCUUCAGUGAGAAGGACCUGGAGCAGGCCUUAGCUGCCUUCUCAGGCACCCCUGGGGGCUCGCAUCUGGCACUGUGCUCCCUCAACCUCCGGGGCACCCGGGUCACACCAGGCACGGUCAGCUCUGUGAUCAGCAACUGCCCAGGUCUGCUGUACCUCAACCUGGAGUCCUGCCGCUGCCUUCCCCGGGGCCUGAAGCGGGCCUACAGGGGCCCAGAGGAAGUCCAGCGGUGCCUGCAGCAGCUGCUCGCCAGCCUGCCCCCCCCCUCCCAGCUAGGCAGCUCCAGCCAGCCAGCCCUGCCCUGACCCCUUUCCCAUUUUUGGAUGUUUGAGCAUUUUGUUACAAUAAAACAUUUUUAGGAACUCGUGUGUGGUCUUUGGGAUCCCAGUGAGAGGCUAGGGGUUGUCUCUGUGGGAACUACUUGGGGCUAGAACUGGCCCAGAACCUGUGUGUUGUGGCGUUGGGGGCAGCCCCCCCAGGGCUCCUGAGUCAGCCUGUGGCCGUGCCUUUCCUGCUCAAUCCUGGGCUCAAAUUUUGGACUGAGUGUGAGUGUGAGUGAGUGUGUGUGUGUGGGGGUGGGUGCUUUCCACCCUCAGGGACACUAAGGCGAGCUGUCUGUGAUUGUAUAUGAGGCUCCGACCCGGGCAGAGGCGGCAGUGGAGAAGGGGAGGCCACGCUCAGCCACGGGGCUCGUGGUGGGGCACCUGCCUACAGAUUCCUCUCCAGCUCAGGCCUGGGAAGUCCCACUAUCCCACCCUUCAGGUAUGAGUGUGGCUGUGAGCAGUGGGCAGUGGGCAGUGGCAACGGACGAGCCGCACAACUGACGGUCUGUACCCGACCCAGGCCCCCAAGGGCCGGCUCAGCGGCCUGCCUGCGACCUCCGGCAGCAAGCCCUUCCAGCUCUGGGCCCAAGGACUCUUCUGCACCGAGCGCAACCUGGCCAAGCGCCUCAAGAACAACAGUUUCUACCCGUUCACGCAGCAGCAGCCCAACGGUGAGGGCGACACUC